Messenger RNA from Kogia breviceps (pygmy sperm whale), 924 nucleotides. The record is from RefSeq and is a predicted model, not a curated record. NCBI's taxonomy places the organism in Eukaryota, Metazoa, Chordata, Mammalia, Artiodactyla, Physeteridae.
AUGCGGCCACUCCUGCUCCUGGUGGUCCUUCUCCUGCCCCCCAGGGCUAGGGCAGGGCAGAUCAUCGGAGGCCAAGAAGCCAGGCCCCAUUCCCACCCUUACAUGGCAUAUGUUCAGAUCCGAACUCCAGGUCUGAAAAUUUGUGGGGGGUUCCUGGUGCGAGAAGACUUUGUGGUGACAGCAGCUCACUGCUUGGGAAGCCAAAUAAAUGUCAUCCUGGGGGCCCACAACAUCAGGAGGUUGGAAAGGACUCAGCAGCGCAUACCAGUGCUCAGAGCCAUCCCCCACCCCAGGUACAAUCCGCAGAACAACUGGAAUGACAUCAUGUUACUGCAGCUGAGGAGCAGGGUAAGAUGUAAUCGAGCUGUGAGGCCGGUGGCUCUGCCUCAGACCCACAGCAGGCUGAGUCCUGGGACCCUGUGCACUGUGGCCGGCUGGGGCCUUGUCGGCCUGAACAGGAGAACAGACACGCUCCAGGAUGUAUGGAUCAGCGUGCAGAGGGGUGAGGAGUGCAGGAGACGCUUCAUGUUGUACACCCGCCGAACACAGAUUUGUGUGGGCGACCCAAGAGAGGGGAAAUCCGCCUUCUUGGUGGAAAGAAUACUUGACGAUGGAGAGGGGAGGAGAGAGCUGUGGAAGAGCCCUCGUCCAGCCCUUCCUCUCUGUGACAUUUGCUUAGAGCCCCAGAGCACCACCCAGGUCGGGACUCAGUCCCCAGGAAACUCCCAGGGCAGACCCACCUCUCCGCUGAGCCUCCCCCUGCCAGUCAGCACUUCCCAGGCAGCUCUCUGCCUCCAGCGGCCCUGCUGGAAAUGUUUCUACAGACCUCACCGUGCUCACCUCCAGAGGACAGUUCCCUACAUGACCAUCCCAGAAGCCAGUUCCACCGCCUCUCACAGCUCAGCAUCCUCCCCUGAUAAGUAA